Molecule: messenger RNA, 579 nt
Organism: Penicillium diatomitis
Lineage: Eukaryota; Fungi; Ascomycota; Eurotiomycetes; Eurotiales; Aspergillaceae
Product: ribonuclease H2 subunit C
Exons: 3
Coding region: 1-579 (192 amino acids)
Biological process (GO): RNA catabolic process
Cellular component (GO): ribonuclease H2 complex
Source: RefSeq, a predicted model, not a curated record
AUGCCAGACAUGUACACCUUUCAAGCUGGCUCGAAGCCGCUCGAUUCGGAAUCUAGAAGUGGUGAAAUACCCAGCUUCACACCCAACAUUCUUCCAUGUCGAGUCCAUCAUGACGGUCCCGUCGAAUCGAACGGUCGAUUUUGGAUCACGCAAACAGAUGAGAAAGACGAUCAGCAAACGGCACAUUUCCGGGGUCGUAGGCUACGAGGUCGGCGCGUUGCCGUCCCAGAGGGUUAUCGAGGUACGCAGUACAGGGAUUCUGGCAGCACAUAUCACCAUGAACACUUUGCUGAUGCUCUCUCCGCACGGACAGGCGUUAUCGUCUCCCCCACAGACCGCGUCAUAUCCGGAACACAAGGAUUAAAUGGUGAUCGAAUGGAAGACGGCGAAUCUGACCCAGAGGAGCCGGUAAAGAUCCUCGAAGCGCAAGGCACGUUUGAUGAGAUGAUGGUUUGGGGCCAUGAGAAUCUUCCUGCUGCAGACGACCCUUUUGUAAAAGGCGUGGAGGAAUGGAUUCGGUUUGCUGAAACGAUGCACGGCGGCUCAACUGCAGCGCCUAAGGAAGAUUCGGGCAAGUGA